This is a messenger RNA of Daucus carota subsp. sativus, 4641 nucleotides long. RefSeq lists its product as uncharacterized. The transcript has 3 exons. The record is from RefSeq and is a predicted model, not a curated record. Lineage: Eukaryota; Viridiplantae; Streptophyta; Magnoliopsida; Apiales; Apiaceae. The coding region runs from base 1 to 4641 and encodes 1546 amino acids. Gene Ontology annotation, molecular function: RNA-DNA hybrid ribonuclease activity; nucleic acid binding.
AUGUCAGAUACUAAGGCCACAAUUCUUUGUAUACAAGAAACCAAAAGAGCUAAUUGGUGUGAUAAGUCUAUAGGCUCAUUAGGGAUGCCGGGAGAGGCAAAAUGGAUAGAUUCCCCUUCUCUAGGGCUCUCAGGAGGCCUCUUAAUGGUAUGGGAUAACUCCUAUAUCAAGGCUAAAAAUUCAGGUUGUAAUCAACAUUGGCAGUGGAUCAUAGGCUCUACGGCAGGAUGCCCUCAAGACUUCCUAUGUGUGAAUAUUUAUGCCCCGCAAAAAAGUUCACCCAAGCAGGAGCUGUGGUCGGAAUUAUCCUCCUUUCUUUCUAGCAAAUCCAACCUGCCAACAGUUUUAAUUGGAGACUUUAAUGUGGUACUUUCAGACCUCGAAAGGGAAUUUUGUGUGUACAAUCACAGGGAUACGGACGCUCUCCUGUCAUUCAUGCAAGAUAAUGAAUUGUUAGACAUCCCACUCUGCAACGGCAGAUUUACAUGGUUUGGACCUGAUCACAGGAAGAGUCGCCUUGACCGUGCCUUGAUCAAUGCAAACUGGAACAAUUCUGGCAGUUGGUCACUACAGAGCUUUAACAGAAACUCCUCUGAUCAUAGGCCUAUUUUAUUCAGAGAGGUUAGAAAAUAUGCUAAAGCUUGGAACCUGACUUCCAAUGGCAAUCUAGAUGUUAAGAUCAAAAAUCUAGAAAAAGAGCAAGGCAAUGCAGAUAACUCCAAUGCAGCCCUGCCAAUAAAGAAAAAGAUUGCCAUGGAACUAAAUCAAGCGUAUGAGCAAAAGGCAAGCAUGAUGUGUCAAAUUUCAAGAUUAAAUUGGCAGCUACAUGGUGAGCGAAACACAGGAUUCUUUCACAGAGCAAUUGCAGGUAGAAACAGAACCAGGCUCAUCCAUGGAUUACAGAUUGGAUCAAAUUGGAUCUCAGAACCAUCUACCAUCAAGAGAGCUUUUCUAGAUCAUUUUAGGAAUUUCUUCUGCAAGCCUCCAAUUGCACGCAUUUUCUCCCUGAGCCCAGGAUUCCUGCCAACCUUAACGUCUGAAGAAAGCAAGCAGUUAGUUGAUGUGUUUACAGAAAAUGAAAUCUGGGAUGCUCUGCAAGAAACGGACUCUAAUAAGGCGCCGGGGCCUGAUGGCAUCAAUUCUGGGGUAUUAAAAUCAAUGUGGCACACAAUCAAGGGUGACAUUUUCAAAGCUUUUCAGUCCUUCCAUUCUUCUGCGUUGAUUCCACCAGGUUCCAAUUCCUCCUUCAUCGCUCUCAUCCCAAAAUCUAACUCAGCCUCUAUUCCCUCAGAAUUCCGUCCAAUCUCAUUGAUGAAUACCAGUAUGAAGCUCAUCUCAAAAGUCUUGGCACGAAGACUUAGUGUUUUCAUGAACAAACUCAUUUCCCCUACUCAAACCGCUUUUGUUAAAGGUAGGCAGAUUUCGGAUGGUAUACUUAUUACCUCUGAAAUCUACCAUUCCUUGAAAACAGGAAAAAGUAAGGGACUCAUUCUUAAGAUCGACUUUGCAAAAGCUUUCGACAGCAUUAACUGGGAAUUUUUGUAUCAUGUUCUGGUGGUCAUGCAAUUUGAUGUCAAGUGGAUCAAAUGGAUCCGAAAUUUGUUUGAUUCCUCAAGGGUGUCAGUAUUGGUGAAUGGCAGCCCAACGGAGGAAUUUCACCCAACACGAGGACUCCGUCAAGGUGAUCCUCUGUCUCCGCUUCUGUUCAACAUCAUUGGUGAAGCCCUCUCGUGUCUGAUCAAAGCUGCACAUUGUAAGGGGCUGUUCAGUGGUGUGAGUAUAGCUGGCUUAACGGAGGAAGUGACCCACCUCCAAUUUGCAGACGACGUCAUUUUAUUCCUCAAAAAUGACACACGUUCGGUUAAAGGUAUGAAGGCAACCUUACAAGUGUUCGAACUCAUCUCAGGCCUAAAAAUCAAUUAUGGGAAAAGUAAGCUAUAUGGAUUCAAAGAAAACCCGGACCAACUACAUCUCUGGUCAGAUUGGUUAGGGUGUUCCAUCGGUUCCGAUCAUUUCUCGUAUCUAGGAGCCCCUAUAGGUCAAUCCCCCAAAAAAUCCAUUUUCUGGAGACCACUGGAACUUAGGAUUGCUUCAAAAUUGCAGAAGUGGAAUGCUUCUAAUAUUUCAAUGGCGGGACGGUUAGUACUAUUACAAUCGGUUCUGGACAGUACCCCUGCGUACUGGUUCAGCCUGUUCAAAAUGCCGCAAAAAUCCAUCCAAUGCAUAGACAAAAAGAGAAGACACUUUCUGUGGGGGGGAAAAACCAAUGGUCCAAGGAAAUUGCAUCUCAUAAACUGGGAUCGUCUCUGCCAUCCUAAAUCAGUUGGAGGUUUGGGAGUUGCCUCUCUCGAAGCAAGAAAUGUCUCACUGUUGGCCAAAUGGUGGUGGCGAUGCUACUCGCAAAGAAGCCAUUGGUGGAACAACAUCCUGUUGAGCAAAUAUGGCGAGUUUAUCCGGUUUAACCUUGGGCAACUAGUGGAGGGAUCGACACUCUCCCCAAUUAUCAAAGGCAUUGCGGAGUUAGGACAAAACAGAAGAGUGGAAUCAAUGCUAAAUCAUCAAAACUUCAAAUGGACCCUAGGAAAUGGCAAUUCGAUAUAUUUCUGGGAAGACUGGUGGAGAGGUGACGGUCCUCUGGCAAAGAGUUGCUCAAGGUUAUAUUCAAUCUCUAAGCUCAAACUUAGUUCAAUCUCCAACUUUCUAUCUUUAUGGCAUGAAAUUGAUUCAAAUACGCGUAUAUGGAAUCCUAAUCUCCUCCCCUCGGAUCUGGUACUAAUUUCACAAUUCAAGGAGAUUAUAGAAGGCAUCCAACUCAGACAGCAGAAUAACACACUACAUUGGCUUGGGUAUAAGGGCUCGUUCACGUCGAAAGGUCUCAUGCAAUGUAUGUUAAAUCCUGGUUGCAUUAUAUCACCUCAUUCGAGAAUUUGGUCACUAAUUUGGAGUAUAAAGGUUCCUCCGAAGAUUCGAAUCUUCUUGUGGAAAGUUCAAUGGGGAAUACUGCCUACUAAGCAACUUCUCUCCUCACGAAUGUCAGAAGUAAGCCCAUUCUGUGACAAUUGUGAAAACUCAGUUGAAUCUCAGAAUCAUCUCCUGUGGGACUGCAAGUUUGCCAAGUGGGUUUGGGAAUUUAUAGCCAACUGGUGGAGCCUAAAACUACAAUUACAAAGGUUAAACUUCUUCUCUCUUGAGACUAUUUUGGCAUUACAACGUCCUCCAGCGUCAAAAAUCUGGUACACAGUUGUUGCAGCAAGCUUAUGGACCAUCUGGCUUGCGCGUAACGAUUCUAUUUUUCAGCAGUCAGACAUGAAAAAAUCAGUGUUACUAAGCUUGCUCUUUACCAGAAUUAACAAAUGGGGAGAGGCCUCAAAACUGAUUCCAUUCACCUCAGACCCUUUAUGGAAUUCUAAUCCAACAGGUGCAGUGGCAAUUUACUUUAAUAAGAUGCAUGCAGAUUAUUGGAAUUACAAAUUCCUAUCUCAUGAUAUAGUUUGUGCAACUGAUGGGGCAUGGGGUGCAAGUAAGGAUGGCCAGCUUAGGGGAGCUAUAGGUGGUCGUAUAUUAAACAAAGAGAAGAGGGUGUUACAUGUUUUUUCGAUUCCAGUCAAUGCAGUGAAUGGUCUCCAAGCUGAAGUGGAGGCUCUACUCUAUAUUCUAGACCAAGUUGAUCGAUAUUUUAAUAAAUUUCCUAGUAUAGCCGUUUGCUCAGAUUCUACAGAAGCACUACAGCUCAUUAGGAGUGGAGAUGAUAAAAGUGCAGUGUUGAGAAGACCCUUCCCUGACUACUCAUCCAUUUUGGAUUCUCAUGUCAGUCUCUACUUUGUUCCUCGUGAACUUAACUCUGAGGCAGAUGAGUUGGCUAAGGAGGGUCUCUCCAGAGACUCUGAAGCCAUCUUUUGGAUGCAUCUCUCCUUUCUAAACUUUUUCUCUCUUUUGAUGGACUACCUGUGGGAUCCUCCCGAGGGUGAGGCUUUGAAAAUCAAUGUCCACUGCAUCACCACCACUGAUCCACUCCCCAACGGUAAUAGCAACAGUGUGGGAGUUAUGGUUCGCAACAAAGCAGGUCAAGAAAUCUGGAGUGCUGCCGGCCCAAUGCCAGGAAAAUCUAAGCUCCAAGCAACACUUUGGGGCAUCUAUCAUGGUGCAUUGCAGUGCUAUAAGCUGGAAGAAUGGAAAACGCACAUUGAAACUGACCAUUGGGGAGCCCUUGAAGCCAUCAGCUUCCAAGAGGAAGUGCCUCAACAGGAAGAUAUUCAGGAAGUCCUUCGCCUCUAUAACACGUUACACUCAAACAAUUUCAAGAUUGGGACUACUGAACGUGAAUUAACUCGUAUCCCAGUAACGAGAAAUGGUAAGGCUGCUUAUCUUGCCAGAUAUGGUUUGGUCCACAUGAACCAUUUUGCUGAAACUCCUGGCUCUUUUGGCGAAAAGCAGUUCAUGCUUGACAGAGACAUGGGUCUUCUGUUUGAUGAGCACCCUCCAGCCAACUAUGGUCUGGGUGAGGUCAUUGAUGGUGAGGAACCGCAGGCAGGCGGUCGCAUCCUGCUAUGUCAAGAUCAAAGGGAUGCCCCCCCCUUCCUUUGGAGGUUACUGUCUCUACCAGCUCGCUUGCUUAGGGCUAUAGCCAAGUGGUUGUUCUAG